Humulus lupulus (European hop) is the source of this 1815-nucleotide messenger RNA. RefSeq lists its product as uncharacterized. Bases 1 to 1815 code for a protein of 604 amino acids. The transcript has 4 exons. Lineage: Eukaryota; Viridiplantae; Streptophyta; Magnoliopsida; Rosales; Cannabaceae. The record is from RefSeq and is a predicted model, not a curated record.
AUGAGUAAUAGUUUUCCCAACUGGGAUUAUUACUCGAGUAGUGUGAUAUCGUACAUAAUAUUGCUUAUAUGGCAAUCGAAGUUUGUGAAAGUUCAGAUUCUUGGUGAAGAUACUCAAUUUGUGCAUUGUAAAAUCAGAGUUUCUGGUCAUGUAACAGAGUUCUUUUUAACUGCUGUGUAUGGCUCAAACUCUAUUUUGGACAGGAAAAUUUUGUGGGAUAAGCUCGCUGGGUUAGGGUAUUUGAAUCUUCCUUGGAUUGUUUUAGGAGAUUUCAAUGCUAUGUUUAGCUAUCAAGACAGGAAUGGAGGUAGACCCAUAACUGCAAAGGAGGUUUAUGAUGCUCAAAAUUGGCUAUCUUUAGGCCAAUUAGAUGAAUUUCGCUGUGCUGGUUCCUCUUACACCUGGUCUAAUAAGCAUGAAAUAGGGGACCGAAUAUACUCAAAAUUGGAUAGGGUCUUUACUAAUGAGAAAUGGUUGUAUCUCUUCCCUAACAUAGAAGGAAUUUGUAAAUGGGAUAGUAUUUCAGAUCAUAGUUACUGUGUAAUCAAGAACCAAGUUAUAGGGAAUAUUGGUAUUAAGCUUUUUAGGUUCUUUGACUGUUGGAUGUUCCAUAGUAUGUUUAAAGAUGUUGUUCUUAAUAGUUGGAACAAAGUUACUUCUAAAGCAGGCCUUGCUAGUAUUAUCCUAAAGCUAUAUAGGGUGAAACACAUGUUAAAGAAAUUCAGCAAAAAGGAAGUGGGUGACAUUCCUUACAGCUAUCAGGUAGCUAAGGAAAGCUUCAAUUUGGCCCAAGGUGCCUUAGCUAAUGACCCUCUCAAUACAAUGCACCAGUUAAAUGAACAGAUCAAGCUUCAAGAGUUUAUCCAAGCUAGGAAGAGGAACUUCAUGGGGAAGAAGAUUUCGGCCAUUAAAAGGAUUGAUACCAAUAGCCUGAGUUUUGGUGAAAAACUCUCUGUUCCGCAGCAGGUCAAAUUGAUCAGGCCUUUCACUAAGGAUGAUGUAAAAGAAGCUCUGUUUGGCAUUCACUCCAUUAAGAGCCCAGGUCCGGAUGGGUUUGGUGCAGGUUUUUUCAAAGGCCUUUGGAAUGAGAUAGGAAAUGACAUAAGUAUGGCAGUGUUAAAAAAAUUUCAUGAUGGUGUUCUGCCCAGCGGGCUUAAUGAGAGUGUUAUCUCCCUCAUUCCGAGACUGAAUCCCCUAAAAAAGCAGCAGAUUAUAGACCUAUUGCUUGCUGCAAUACGCUCUAUAAAUGCAUCUCUAAAAUGUUGUGUUCUCGACUUGCUCAAGGGUUAUACGAGGAAAGACAUCUCAGCUAGAUGCAUCAUGAAGAUUGACCUCAGUAAAGCCUAUGAUACAGUUGAUUGGCAGUUUGUGGCUGACCUGCUCAAGGGUCUUUGUUUCCCCUCGAGGUUCAUACAUUGGGUGUUGGUCUGUUUAAAGGGAACCUCUUAUUCAUUGAUGAUCAAUGGUCGGCUUCAUGGCACCUUUAGAGGGGAAAAGGGUCUUAGACAAGGAGAUCUGAUAUCUCCUCUUUUAUUUGUUUUGAUUAUGGAGUAUUUGACUCGGCUUCUACUUCAGACUUCUAGACAAAAAGGUUUUGGUUUCCAUCCCUUAUGCCUCUCAAUCAACAACACUAAGUCUCAUAUAUACUUUGGAGGCAUGAAAGACGAUUGUAAAUCUCAACUUUUGGAGAUUACUCAAAUGGAAGAAGGCUCUUUUCCACUUAAGUAUCUUGGAAUUCACCUAAGACCAACAAAAUGGAGAGCUGCAGACUGUGGGGAAAUCAUUGAAAAAAUUCAGCGGAACCUCCAUUCCUGA